This is a messenger RNA of Papilio machaon (common yellow swallowtail), 841 nucleotides long. RefSeq names its product 39S ribosomal protein L10, mitochondrial (gene mRpL10). Lineage: Eukaryota; Metazoa; Arthropoda; Insecta; Lepidoptera; Papilionidae. The record is from RefSeq and is a predicted model, not a curated record. Gene Ontology annotation, molecular function: structural constituent of ribosome. The transcript has 3 exons. The coding region runs from base 70 to 798 and encodes 242 amino acids. Gene Ontology annotation, biological process: translation. Gene Ontology annotation, cellular component: mitochondrial large ribosomal subunit.
CGAAAAAAAGUAUUUCUGAAAUUAUAUAGUUAGACGAGUAGUAAUAAAGCAAAUAAUUAAAUUCCAAAUAUGGCCUCCAUCAAAAAUGCACUAUUAAAAGCUCCUAGCACCUUUUUAAUUGUUCGAAGAUUUCGUGGUAAGAUAAAUAUACAAAAACCGCGCAAACCCCAUUUUGAAAGACAACUCUUGAUUGACCUAACAAAGCCUUAUUUUGGACCACCUAAAUACACAUUACCCGAUGUUGUUCUUUGUGAUAAGGCUACCACUGAGCAUAAGAAAGAAAUCGACAAUCCUUUUGAACGUAUUCUGGCAAAAGAGUGCCUUGACUGGUUUAACACUUCAAAAAUGGUUGUUUUUUUGCAUUUAAAUUCAAUAAGCAUGGAAGAUAAAACGCCAAUUUUUGCUGCUCUCAGAAAAAAUAAAAUGCAUUUGAGAACAUAUGGUAAGAAAAUUGUAAAAAUGGCAACAACUGGGACCCGCUAUGAAGCUGUCAAUUGUUUAUUUAAUUCUCAUCAAAAUAUUAUAUUUGGUCAACCGGAAAGUGCUGACAAAAUGUUUAAAAUUUUGAAGAAAGCACCACAGCUUGUUGUAAUGGCGGGCAUAAUUGAAGAUCGUUUGAUGUCGAAAAAUGAACUGGUUGAAUUUAGUAAACUGCCCAAUAUUGAUAUGGCAAGAAGUCAACUAUGUGGUGUUUUACAAAGUGCAGCAUCUUGUCUUGUGGGUCAGCUCAAUCAGAGCCAACAAACCUUGGUGUCUCAUCUUGAAAAACAUGUAGAAAUUAAAAAUAGUGAAACAUAAUGUUUUUAUAAAAAAUAAUUAAAAAUUCUUAGUAGCUUACAAU